This is a messenger RNA of Toxorhynchites rutilus septentrionalis, 743 nucleotides long. Its product is annotated as thioredoxin domain-containing protein 17. NCBI's taxonomy places the organism in Eukaryota, Metazoa, Arthropoda, Insecta, Diptera, Culicidae. The transcript has 3 exons. Gene Ontology annotation, cellular component: cytosol. The record is from RefSeq and is a predicted model, not a curated record. The coding region runs from base 166 to 567 and encodes 133 amino acids. Gene Ontology annotation, molecular function: protein-disulfide reductase [NAD(P)H] activity.
AACAGUACGGAUUCGAUUGUUUGUAUUGAGCAAGUCAACUUAGUCAUCACACGACUUGGCUACGCAAGAUUGGAUAUAUAUAUUUUUAACGCUGGAAAAUCUUUACAGUGAUUUUUUAGUGAAUCACGCGAGUAGAGGUUUGUACUUUUGUAUUGGCCAAAUUAUAUGCGCUUGAAUCUUAUCGCCAGGAUGGUAGUUAAACACCACGUGAAGGGUUGGGAUGAUUUCGCCAAGCUAGCCGAAAGCCUUCAAGGUAACGGCGAGCCGGUACAUGUUUUCUUCAAAGGCGAUAAGGACGAGAAGGGCGAAAGCUGGUGCCCUUAUUGCGUGAAGGCUGCUCCUGUUGUGGAUGAGGCUUUGAAAUUGGCCCCUGAAACCAGCCAUUUCAUCACGGUAGAGAUCGACCGUCCAUUUUGGAAGGAUUUGAACAACCCGUUCCGCAAAGAUCCUCGCACCAAUUUGGUUUUCUUACCGACAUUGCUGCGCUGGAGAUCCCCUCAACGUUUGGAUGGUGAGCGAGUUUCCAACCAGGAUUUGGUGGAGAUGCUUCUCUCGGACGAAGACUAAUGGGAAAGUAAAGUAGUGGAUAUCCUGAUUUUUGAUGUGCAUAUACUAUUUCGCUAUCAAUUUACUGACAGUCAUUACAUGAAAUGUGCGAUUGACAAUUGUGUUUCCAGUAGAAUAAUCUGACUUUAGUUUAUUGUAAAAAAUACAUUACGACCGGAAUGUUUAUUUUCGUCUAA